GGUAAAUUACAUAAACGCAAAAGAGCAAACUAGAUUAAACUCUUCUUCUUCUUCUUCUUCUUCUUCUUCUUCUUCUUCUUCUUCUUCUUCUUAUUCUUCUUUUCUUUGUAAGCGGCAACCGUUAAUGUUCAACUCGGAUCCUUAACCAAAAAUGGAGAUUGAGGAAUUACCUUGUGAAGAACAUCAUCAGAUUUUAGACGUUCACAUUGCCGGUAGUUCAUACCCCCCUUUUGUUCUUUCCUUCAAAAACUUAACUUACGAUGUCAAAGUUAGCACCAAAUCUGGGUUUCCCUUUCGUUGGAAGAAACCAAAUGUUUCUUCAGGAAAUACAACAAAGAGCUUGCUCAGAGGCAUCUCAGGUGAAGCGAAAGAAGGCGAAACAAUGGCGAUUUUAGGUGCAAGCGGGUCGGGUAAAUCGACCCUGAUUGAUGCGCUUGCAAACCGGAUUUCAAAGCAAAGCCUCAAAGGCUCCAUCACUUUGAAUGGGGAGGUCUUGGAUUCCGACGUGUUGAAGGUGAUUUCAGCUUAUGUUAUGCAAGAUGAUCUUUUGUUUCCGAUGUUGACAGUGGAAGAGACGCUCAUGUUUUCGGCCGACUUCCGGCUUCCUAGGUCGGUUUCCAAGUCGAAGAAGAAAGCUAGGGUUCAAGCUUUGAUCGAUCAACUAGGGUUGAGAAAUGCAGCAAAGACUGUGAUUGGCGAUGAAGGUCAUAGAGGUGUUUCGGGAGGUGAACGAAGGCGAGUUUCAAUCGGUAUCGAUAUAAUUCAUGAUCCAAUACUAUUGUUUCUCGACGAACCGACUUCUGGGCUCGACUCAACUAGUGCGUUCAUGGUUGUUAAGGUCCUUCAACGAAUUGCAGAGAGUGGAAGCGUUGUAAUAAUGUCAAUUCAUCAACCAAGUUCGAGGAUUUUAGGACUCAUUGAUCGCUUGAUAAUCUUGUCACAAGGAAGAACAUUAUAUAGCGGUUCUCCAUCGAAUCUCCCACAGUUCUUCAGUGAUUUCGGGCACCCAAUUCCAAACAACGAAAACCCAUCCGAGUUCGCUCUUGAUUUGAUCCGUGAACUCGAAGGAACUUCCUCAGGAACCCAGAUUUUAUUCGAAUUCAACAAGUCAUGGAAAGCUUCAUCAAUGGAUGAUAAUGGCGGCGAUGAUACUAUUUCCAACAGACGAUAUACUCUUCCACUUAAAGACGCCAUAGCCAAAAGCAUUUCUCGUGGAAAGCUCGUCUUUGGCGGCAAUGGUGCCAAUCAUUCAUCAUCAGUUCCAUCUUUUGCCAAUCCAUUUUACAUCGAACUGAUGGUACUGUCAAAACGAUUGUUAACAAACUCGAGACGGAUGCCGGCGAAGUUCGCAGUCAGAUUAGGGACGAUAAUUGUCACCGGAAUCGUCCUCGCCACCAUGUUUUGGCAGCUGGAUGACUCCCCCGCCGGUGCUCAAGAGCGGUUAGGUUGUAUAUCCAUUUCCAUCGCCACAAUCUUCUUCAACUGUAUUACCGAAGUUCCCACUUUUAUUCAAGAACGAUACAUUUUUAUGCGAGAAACCGCAUACAAUGCUUAUAGACGUUCUUCGUACGUUCUCGCUCGUUCUUUAACCCACAUUCCAUUACUAUUCAACCUUUCGGUCACCUUGUCGUUGAUAACCUUUUGGACCGUCGGCCUCGCCGGCGGCGUCCCCGGUUUUUUAUUCUUCUUCGUGACAAUUCUCGCCUCGUUUUGGGCCGGAAGUUCGUUUGCGGCGUUUAUUUCAGGACUAAUCCCCGAUGUCUUCCUUGCCUUCGUUAGCGGCAUCGCCAUUGUCUCCUACUUCCUCUUCCUUUGUGGCUUCCUUGUGGCUCGAGAUCGGUUACCUAAAUACUGGCUAUGGUUUCAUUAUAUCUCAUUGGUUAAAUACCCAUAUGAAGCUAUCUUGCAGAAUGAGUUCCUUGAUCCAACGAAAUGCUUUGUUUUGGGCGUUCAACUCUUCGAUCAGUCGGCACUUGCAACUCUGCCGGCGCCGGUGAAAAGUGAGCUUUUGAAGAGCUUGGGGCGUGUCGUGGGGAGGAAUAUAACGAGCUCAACGUGUUUAACAACGGGGAAAGAUAUUCUAAAGCAGCAAGGGAUCGUGGAGUUAAGCAAAUGGAAGUGUGUGUGGGUUACAGUUGCAUGGGGCUUUUUCUUUAGGAUUUUAUUCUAUUUAACAUUGUUGCUUGGGAGUAAGAACAAGAGGAAGUAAAGAGGCUAUGUUACAAUCUGGUACUCAUUGCAGGCAAUAAUAUUUGAUGAAACUCGAAGCAUAAAAA
Gossypium arboreum is the source of this 2276-nucleotide messenger RNA. Its product is annotated as ABC transporter G family member 20-like. Gene Ontology annotation, cellular component: membrane. Gene Ontology annotation, molecular function: ATP binding; ATP hydrolysis activity; ABC-type transporter activity. The transcript has a single exon. Bases 152 to 2209 code for a protein of 685 amino acids. The record is from RefSeq and is a predicted model, not a curated record. NCBI's taxonomy places the organism in Eukaryota, Viridiplantae, Streptophyta, Magnoliopsida, Malvales, Malvaceae.